Messenger RNA from Quercus lobata, 2155 nucleotides. Its product is annotated as glycoprotein 3-alpha-L-fucosyltransferase A-like. Gene Ontology annotation, cellular component: membrane. The record is from RefSeq and is a predicted model, not a curated record. The coding region runs from base 331 to 1863 and encodes 510 amino acids. Gene Ontology annotation, molecular function: fucosyltransferase activity. NCBI's taxonomy places the organism in Eukaryota, Viridiplantae, Streptophyta, Magnoliopsida, Fagales, Fagaceae. The transcript is spliced from 7 exons.
GACUUUGCUUUAUACUGAAAUAUUAAUAAAUAAAAACACGCACACAUUUUUUCUCUUUGAAGAAACAACGCACAAAGAUUUAUCAUGUUGUUGUUUGUCAGAUAUAAAAAAUGCUCCAAACCCAACACACAAACUAAACCAUAACUCAAAACCCUUCUCUUUUCUCGUACCCUUGUUUUCAAGUCUUACUAUUUUGUCUGAAUUAGAGCCAUAAGCAAAUUUAGUUAACCCCCACAAAAAAAAAAAAAAAACUCUCUUUUUCUCUCCCACUUUCUCGGCAAAGAGAAAAAGGAAAAUCUGAUCCAAACAAAAUACAGGGGAUAUUGAUUGAUGGGUGUUCUUUCAAAUCUAAGAGGCUUAAGAGGAUCAUCGACGACGACGACGACCCAAGAAAGCUUACCGAUUACUGAUGGGGUUUCAUCGGUGGCAAAGAAGAAAUGGUCAAAUUUGAUGCCUUUGGUGGUGGCUCUUGUGGUCAUAGCAGAGAUCGCCUUUCUGGGUCGUCUUGACAUGGCCAAGAACGCAGCUUUAGUUGAUUCUUGGGCUGACUUGUUCCAUCGCUCGCCGCCUCAGGAAGAUUUGUUGGACUCGUGGGGUGUAAACAAUCGUAUUUCGGAGUCUGAGAGCUGCGAGGACUGGUUGGAGAAAGAGGAUGCUGUGGUUUAUUCUAGGGACUUUGAGAAAGAACCCGUCUAUGUUUCUGGGGCCGAAAAGGAGUGGAAGUCUUGUUCUGUUGAAUGCCAGUUUGGAUUUAAUCCCAGUAGGGCUCCGGAUGCUGCAUUUGGUUCACCUCAACAAGCUGGAACAGCUAGUGUUCUCCGGUCAAUGGAAUCAGCUCAAUACUAUUCAGAGAAUAAUCUUGAUGAGGCUCGACGGAGGGGAUAUAAUGUUAUAAUGACAACUAGUCUAUCAUCAGACGUUCCUGUUGGAUAUUUUUCCUGGGCUGAGUAUGAUAUCAUGGCACCAGUGCAGCCAAAGACUGAGAAUGCGCUUGCUGCUGCUUUUAUUUCCAACUGUGGUGCUCGCAAUUUCCGCUUGCAAGCUCUUGAAGGACUUGAAAAGUCAAACGUCAAGAUAGACUCCUAUGGUGGUUGCCAUAGAAACCGUGAUGGAAGAGUGGACAAAGUACAAGCUCUGAAGCACUAUAAAUUUAGUUUGGCUUUUGAGAAUUCCAAUGAGGAGGAUUAUGUGACUGAGAAAUUCUUCCAGUCUCUUGUUGCUGGUUCUGUCCCUGUGGUAGUUGGUGCUCCAAAUAUUCAAGAUUUUGCCCCUUCUCCUGGUUCAAUUUUACAUAUCAGGGAGAUAGGAGAUAUUGAGCCAAUUGCCAAGAAGAUGAAAUACCUAGCUGAAAAUCCUGAUGCAUACAAUCAAUCAUUAAGGUGGAAGUAUGAGGGCCCAUCUGAUUCUUUCAAAGCGCUUGUGGAUAUGGCAGCAGUACAUUCAUCAUGCCGCCUGUGCAUUCACCUGGCAACAAUGAUUCGAGAGAAAGAAGAAAAGAGCCCAGGGUUCAAGAAACGUCCCUGCCAGUGCACCAGCGGCUUAGAAACCGUGCAUCAUGUUUAUGUAAGAGAAAGAGGGGCAUUUGAGUUGAAGUCCAUUUUCUUAAGGUCUGGGAAUAUUACUCUGCAGGCCUUGGAGUCUGCAGUGCUCUCAAAGUUCAACUUUUCGAAACAUGUACCAAUUUGGAAGCAAGAAAGACCUGAAAGCAUCAGAGGAGGGAAUGAACUUAAAGUUUAUAGAAUAUAUCCGGUCGGUAUAACACAAAGGCAAGCUUUGUAUACUUUCAGAUUCAAGGGGGAUGCUGAUCUUCAAAGCCAUGUGGAAAGCAAUCCUUGUGCAAAGUUUGAAGUCAUAUUUGUUUAGGUUGAAAUUUGCACUCUCAGACUUUUAACAUGGAUUUCCUGAUUUCCGCAUUUCUGCUGAAAUAUUUGCAGAGGGUCAAGGUGCUUUCAUUGGAGUAUAUUGUUUUCCUCUGACGCUUCAUCAUCUUUGUACAUGCUUUGAUACUAAGUUAAUGAAUUGCUAGAUUCUAGGGAGGAAAAUGGUUAGCAUAUUUAUGGCAUACUGAGCCAUUGAUACAAUGAUGCAGGUGGAUCUUUCCCACAUUAAAUUUUUUUUUUUCUGAUUUUCAUAUUCAUACUCAUUGGUGCGUUCA